Notechis scutatus (mainland tiger snake) is the source of this 3959-nucleotide messenger RNA. It is a transcript of the gene INHBB, whose product is annotated as inhibin subunit beta B. NCBI's taxonomy places the organism in Eukaryota, Metazoa, Chordata, Lepidosauria, Squamata, Elapidae. Gene Ontology annotation, molecular function: cytokine activity; growth factor activity. Gene Ontology annotation, cellular component: extracellular region. The record is from RefSeq and is a predicted model, not a curated record.
AAACGUUUUCGAAAGAAAAGUGGCUCAACGUUGCGAUUUGGCAGGUUAACCGGCUUUGUCAGAGAGGAGCGACCUCAAGGCGCAGACCGGAGAGCGCGCCCACCGCGCCGAAGAGGACAGCUGCAGAGCGUAUCAAGGGACCGGCUUGGGUGGAUUGGGUUUGGCGAGCUUCCCCCACAGCCGACCGCCUCCUCGUGUGGCGAAAGAUAGGAAGGCAUCGUUGAUUGGAGUGUCCCCCAGCCUGUCGCUAUAAAUUGGAUUGACUCUCAAAUCUGCCUCGUGGAUCCUCCACGCCACCCCGUCUUCCCCCUCCCCUUUGGCCCCCCGACGACUCUUGGCUAAAAAAGAGCGCUCUCUCUCCACCUCCUGCCUGCUUUUGGCUGGACGCUGCCUGCCUGAAGGCAAACCACUGACAUCAUGACAGAGGAGUUGGCUGCUUUGGAGCUACCCGCUGGCAAGUGACCGAGUGAGGCCGCGGGGGGACUCCGACUGCCCUGGGGAAAGCGGCUUUCCCGAUCGGCCCUUCUUCUUCUUCUCCGCCUCGCAACCUCUCCGCCGGAGCUCCUCCGACUGGCCUUUUGUGCCCCCGCCGAUUCGGACGCCGUUCUCACCCAGAUCGCGCCUUCUUCGCUCCGCUUGGCACUCUUCUGGUGGGGCUUGUCCGUCGCUCCACCGAUCGCCCUGAGCUCCGCGCGUCCGAACCGACCGGCUCCCAAGCUCCCAUCUCAACCUCCGAGCGGAACUGCCCGGUGAUCGGCAUGGACGGGGCGGAUCGGAAGGGGCCCCUGACCGCCUCGCUUCUGCUUCUGCUGGUGGAGGCGUGCUGGCUGAUGCUGAGCGCCGGAGCUUCGCCGACGCCUCCCGGGGCAGCACCCCUGGACACUUGCACCUCGUGCGGCUUCCGCCGACCACCCGAAGAGCCCGGCGAAGUGGACGGCGAUUUCCUGGAGGCCAUCAAGAGGCACAUUCUGAACCGCCUCCAGAUGCGCGACCGGCCCAACAUCACCCACGCCGUGCCCAAGGCGGCGAUGGUCACGGCGCUGCGCAAGCUGCACGCCGGCAAGUUGCGCGAGGACGGGCGCGUCGAGAUCCCCAACCUGGACGGGCAGGCGAAUGGGGGGCCCGCGGCUCACCAGCAGGUCUCCGAGAUCAUCAGCUUCGCCGAGACAGAUGACCUGUCAUCCUCUAGAAUGCGCCUCUAUUUCUUCAUUUCUAAUGAAGGGAAUCAGAAUCUGUUUGUGGUUCAAGCCAGUUUGUGGCUUUACUUGAAGCUGCUUCCCUACGUUUUGGAGAAAGGCAGCCGGCGAAGAGUAAGAGUCAAAGUGUAUUUCCAAGACUCGGACACCAGCAACAAGUGGAAUGUGGUUGAAAAGAAAGUUGAUCUCAAAAGAAGUGGUUGGCACACAUUUCCUAUGACAGAAGCAAUCCAAGCUCUGUUUGAGAAAGGAGAGAGAAGAUUGAGUUUGGACAUUCAGUGUGAAGGCUGCGAAGAGUAUUCAGUGCUGCCAAUUUACGUGGAUUCUGGGGAUGAAUCCCACCGGCCUUUUUUAGUGGUGCAAGCCCGAUUGGCUGACAACAAGCACAGGAUUCGGAAAAGAGGUCUGGAAUGCGAUGGCCGGACCAAUUUAUGCUGCAGGCAAGAGUUUUACAUUGACUUUAAGAUCAUCGGAUGGACUGACUGGAUCAUAGCACCAGCGGGUUACUAUGGGAAUUACUGUGAAGGGAGCUGCCCAGCCUAUUUGGCUGGAGUCCCGGGCUCAGCUUCCUCUUUUCACACAGCAGUCGUGAAUCAGUACCGCAUGCGAGGGCUGAACCCAGGCACCGUGAACUCCUGCUGCAUUCCAACCAAACUUAGCACAAUAUCUAUGCUGUACUUUGAUGAUGAAUACAACAUCGUGAAGAGGGACGUUCCCAAUAUGAUUGUGGAAGAAUGUGGCUGUGCCUGAUCUGGAGGAGGAUGCUAGAAAGGAGUGGGGGGCAGGGAAGGUGAGGGAGGGGGGAGUGAGGAGAUUCCCCUACUGAAUGGAUCUGGACACGCUACUGCUCUUUUUCUUCCUUCUGGGCAUGGAUGUUUAAACCUUACUGCAGAGGCAACAGUGGCAAAGGCAGCAAUAGCACUGAAAAUACAUAUAAAUAUAUAUCAAUUGCACUCUGUUGUCAGGACAGUGGCAGUCAAUGCAUCCUGGACACUAAAAGUAUGCUACCACAUAUAAACUAAUGCUUUCAAAUUACUUAAUCCUACCUAUAUACCCAAAGACACAAGUGUAUGGGUGUGUGUGUGUGUGUGUGUAUACACGUACAUACAUGUACAUACACAUACUCAUAUAUACACAUACACACAGCAACAUGAACGCACACACUGCGUGAUCCAGUUUGGAAGAAGGCAUUAUGUAAAGGAGUUAAAGGUCUGCUGGUGAUAUAUGCAUACAGACCAGUAAGAUUUUUUUCUCUCUCUCUCAGCCAGCCCUAUAUUUACAAUGAAAUGUUUUUUUUAAAAAAACAAAACAAAACAAGAAAACAAUCCUAUAUGCUCAUAGACAAGCAUUUCAGUAACCAAACAAGCAACCAACUACCAUCAUUUCUAAGGUCUAAAUUAAAGCAGCAGAUUAUCUGCUCUGUGCAAGAUAAGUCCUUCUUCCUGAUGGGAAGUGUAAGAUAUGCAUAUAGCACUUCCAGGAGAGAACACACUGAUGAAACCAGUCUCUCUCUUACUAUAUGUAUGUAUGUAUGCAUGUUUGUGUGUGCAAGAGAGAGAGAAACAGUACCAUGUGAUUAAUAUCAGAAAUGGUAGCUGUAUUCUUCUGAAUGGUAGAUCGGCAUGAUUUUAUGCUUUAUUGGACAGCUAGGUUCUCUCAUGCCAUCCAUGUGAACAAUUAUCCCUGUUAUGUUGUAAAAAAAAAAAAAAAAAAAGGAGUUGGCCCUUCCUGUUCUAGUUUUGCUCAUGGUCCGUACUACAUUCACAAAAAGAUUUGCAACAUCAAAACCUGGAGUUGAAGCUCCAUGCUCGGAGUAACAGUAAGAUGACAAUGGGAACAGCUGGAGAGGACAAAAGGAAAGAGAAGCCAGUGUUAGCACAAGUAAAUGUAUGAGCCAUAAAUGAAAUCUCAAUGACAUAAUGGAUAUAUUUGGGGAAAGGAGUAGCACACAGUGUUUGAAACUGAGAAUGUUUACUACAUCCUGAGGAGGGGAAAGAGAGAGAGAAUGCACAAGUAGAGGGUAUUACAUUUAGUUUGGUUUCCAAACACUUCCAUAUCAAGGGUGGCUGCAGAGCUCAGAAAUCCAUGCUACACUAUAGCACUCACAACCUGCUUGAAUGCACGUUCCUAUAGCACUUGCAGAUUUCAAUGCCUUGACUGGUUGGUACUUGAUGGUGCACUUCCUUUUGCUCACUGUUCUCUAGAUUUAAAAACAAGUGCCGCAUGAGCUAUGCAAUUUAAAAGUGUCAACCCAAACUGGAUGAAACUGGACUGAAAUGAGACGGUACUUUUUAUAUUUUUUUUAUACUUGAAAUUAAAUCUUUUGCUUCUUUUUUUAAAAGCGAGUGAUUGGUUUUCAUGUUUGCACUGAUGUAGUUGCAUGACUUAGUCAGAAGAAACUAUCCUUUGGGGAGUGGGGGGAAAGGUUAUUUUUAUACCAACAAAACAUACUGGAUACAACGAAAAUAUAUUAUACUGAAAAGUUUGGAACCAAAGAGGCCAACAUUUUAAUUAUAAUUUUUAUCAGAUGGCAAGGCCACAGUAUCUACAGUCACACAACUAUACUGAACACUUGGCACUAAGGCCUGCCAAUUUCUUUUCAGGGUACCAAAUAGAUUCCAUUGUCUUUGGAUAGAUAUCUUCUCUAUGCCCUCAUUAUGUUGGAGACAUUCCAAGAUGUGCAUCCUUUGAAGAAGAAGAAGAAACCCCCUGAAUUGUUUAUUUAAUAAAGUUCCUUGUAGGUUCUGUUCCAUAGUAAUUUAA